UCCAACUGGUCCACGGAACGGCUGAAGGCCCUCCUCCUGCCCGUCAGGGUGGAGGGCGAGGAGGGGGCCUGCGAGGUGACCGAAGUGAGCAAGCUGGAUGGGGAGGCCUCCAUCAACAACCGCAAGGGAAAGCUCAUCUUCUUCUACGAGUGGGCCAUCAAGCUGGCCUGGACGGGCACCUCGACCACAGGAGUGAAAUACAAAGGUUAUGUGGAGAUUCCUAAUCUCUCAGAUGAGAAUGACAUUGAUGAAGUGGAGAUCCUUGUCAGCCUUGCUAAAGAUGAGCCUGACACUAACUUGAAGACCCUGAUGAAGCAAGAAGGCAAAAAAAUCAGAGAUGCAAUAAAAACUUACAUUAGCACUCUCAAAACAGAAUUCACCCAGGGCAUGAUAUUGCCUACAGUGAAUGGUGAACAUACGGAAGCAGCACCUCAGGUGGCACCUAAAGCAAAAGACAGCAAGAUGGCUGCUAGCAGCAGUACUGCCACAGCACAGUCCAAGUCCAUAGGAGUCAAGAUCCCUACGUGUAAGAUCAACUUGAAGGAUACAUUCUUAACAUCUCCUGAGGAGCUCUACCGAGUGUUCGUUACUCAAGAGAUGGUCCAAGCUUUCACCCACGCACAUGCAGCCCUGGAGGCUGAUAAAGGAGGCAAGUUUCAGUUGCUGGAUGGCAGUGUCACAGGAGAGUUUGUUGACCUAGUCCCUGAGAAGCAACUUGUUAUGAAAUGGAGAUUUAAGUCUUGGCCAGCUGGGCACUUUGCAACAAUUACCUUGAAUUUCACUGACAAAGGUGGUGAGACAGAGGUGUGCUUGGAAGGCAAGGGAAUUCCUGCCAGUGAGGAGGAGAGAACAAAGCAAGGCUGGCAGCGCUACUACUUUGAGGGCAUUAAACAGACAUUUGGCUAUGGUGCCCGCUUGUUUUAAUAAUGGUUGUUGGAAAGAGCUGCCUGAAGACUCUGCCACGUGGACUGAUAAAUUUCUCACCUCUUCCUUUCUAAUCUUGGCCCUGCUGCUGGGUAGAGUGGGAUGACAGGUGAUGAGGAAAGCCAUUGAGCAGCACCACUUUCAGUCCCUCACUGCUUCAUGCAUGUCUCGUGCUGCAGGGGAUUCUCUUACAUGUACAUACUUCUAUUGCUAAAUAAACCUAACUUAAAAAAAAACAU
Meleagris gallopavo (turkey) is the source of this 1163-nucleotide messenger RNA. The record is from RefSeq and is a predicted model, not a curated record. Lineage: Eukaryota; Metazoa; Chordata; Aves; Galliformes; Phasianidae.